UCACGUGUCCUUUCUCUCCUUUGCCUCCCCCCUCCCCAACUCUCCCCAUCUCUCUCCCUCACAUCAUGUUAGGCUCUUGUAUCCAUCACUGCAGAGCCAGGAUGGAGAAAUUUCCGUAUCUUUCCUGCCCGUUCCUGGCUCUUCACUGGUUUUGAUUUUGCCUCUGCAAAACAUUCUCGUCUCUCUUUCCUCUCCGCUCCUCUUCUGACCACCUUCCUCCCCUCAGCAACAAUUCCGAGGAGAAAAAGAAGGAAGGAAGAGAGGGAAGGACCAGGGAGCACCCCAGACUUUCAAUGCAAAGCAAAAGAAAAAGAAGAAAGGGCACUGAGACUUGUCUUCCUCGCAUGCUGUACCAAUUGGUGCCAGCCCUGAUUCCGAUUAUGAAGGCAUUAUGAGCUGCCCGCUACAGAACUGGGUGUUGUUGACAGCCUUCCUCUCUCUGCUGCUUUGUCAUUCAGGUUUUGUAAAAGCGGAUACGCAACCUGGUGAUUUGCGGAGGCGGGUCCCGAAUGCCAGCUGGCGCAAAAGAUGGGGUGUUUCGGAAAUCACCCACCCCACCAGGCUAGUGGGACAGAGUUCUGGGGGAGAGGUCCAAAACCAUCAGCUGGACACCAGGGUCAGAAAAGAGCCUGGCAGCAGUGGAGGAGCAGGAGGUGGCGGAAAAGGAGAAAGCCCUGUUAUACACCUGGCCCAGGUGAGUUUCCUUGUCCAUGCCUUUGGCUCAGCCUUCACCUUGGACCUUGAGUUGAACCACCACCUGCUGUCUUCACAUUACGUGGAACGCCAUUUUGGGGAAGAUGGAAACGGCAGCCACACCACGGGAGCCGGAGAGCACUGUUACUAUCAAGGCGGUCUCCGUGGGGAAGCAAACUCUUUUGCGGCUCUGUCCACCUGCCAUGGCCUCCACGGUGUUUUCUCCGACGGAAAGGCCACGUACCUUCUGGAGCCUCACAAUUCACCUGAGCACCAAGAGGGUCCACUCCCUCAUCUGAUCUACAAGACACCUGUACCUCGCACUGCUCAGGGUUGCACGGAACCAGGGUGUUUAUUUGCUGAACUGAACUACUACAUUCCAUCUGGGCUCCCUAAAUUGCGACGCCGGCGGCAGGUUCACCGAAGUCACCGGACUGUCCACAGCGAGACCAAAUUCAUUGAGCUCAUCGUCGUUAAUGACCACCAGCUGUUUGAGCAGCUGCGUCGCUCUGUACUCCUUACCAGCAACUUUGCAAAGUCUGUGGUGAACCUUGCUGAUGUGAUCUAUAAGGAGCAGUUGAACACAAGGAUUGUGUUGGUUGCCAUGGAGACAUGGGCAUCAGGGGACAAGAUCCAGGUAGAUGAAGAUUCCCUGGAGACACUGAGCGAAUUCAUGAAGUACCGCCAAGAUGCUCUUUCUGAGAACAGUGAUGCUGUACAUCUCUUCUCUGGACACACUUUCAGAAGCAGCCGCAGCGGUACGGCAUACGUCGGAGGGAUUUGCUCAGUCACUCGAGGUGGAGGUGUCAACGAGUAUGGCAACGUGGGAGCAAUGGCUGUAACGUUAGCACAGACCCUGGGGCAAAACAUUGGAAUGAUGUGGAACAAGCACCGUACCUCUGCAGGCGACUGUCGCUGUCCCGACUCAUGGCUGGGCUGUAUUAUGGAGGACACUGGAUUCUACCUGCCACGGAAGUUCUCACGCUGCAGCAUUGAUGAGUACAAUAAAUUCCUGGCUGAUGGUGGGGGGAGCUGUCUCUUUAACAAGCCACUGAAGCUCCUUGAUCCCCCUGAAUGUGGUAAUGGAUUUGUAGAGGCAGGAGAAGAAUGUGACUGUGGGUCUCUGGCGGAGUGCGCCAAAGGUGGUGGGAACUGCUGCAAGAAAUGCACAUUGACGCACGAUGCUAUGUGCAGUGAUGGCUUGUGCUGCCGAGGGUGCAAGUAUGAGCCGCGGGGUGUAACCUGCCGAGAUCCCGUGAAUGAGUGUGACAUCCCUGAAACCUGCACAGGUGACUCCAGUCAGUGCCCACCCAAUUUGCACAAGCAGGAUGGCUAUUUUUGUGACAAUGAACAGGGCCGGUGCUAUGGAGGGCGUUGUAAAACCAGGGACCGCCAGUGCAGUGCAUUGUGGGAUCGUGCUUCAGCUGAAAGGUUUUGCUAUGAGAAGCUGAAUGUUGAAGGCACUGAGCGAGGGAACUGCGGGCGCGAGGGGAACCGCUGGGUGCCCUGCAUCAAGCAAGACGUGUUGUGUGGAUACCUUCUCUGCGCCAACGUGACAGGUUCUCCGCGUAUGGGCGAACUUCUUGGUGAAAUCACCACCAUGACUUUCUAUCACCAGAAGCGUUAUGUUGACUGCAGGGGCGGCCACGUGCAGCUUGUGGAUGGCACGGAUGUGAGCUACGUGGAAGACGGGACGCCCUGUGGACCCAGCAUGCUGUGUCUUGACCACAAAUGCCUUCCUGUAUCCGCCUUUAACUUCAGCACCUGUCCAGGCAGCUGGGGUGGCCAGAUCUGCUUUGACCACGGGGUCUGCAGCAAUGAGGGCCAAUGUAUCUGCUAUCCUGACUGGACAGGAAAGGACUGCAGUGUCUAUGACCCCAUCCCAGAUCCAAAGCCCACAGGGGAGACAGAAAAGUACAAGGGUCCCAGCGGAACCAACAUCAUCAUUGGCUCCAUCGCUGGAGCAAUCCUGGUGGCGGCUAUCGUCUUGGGCGGCACCGGAUGGGGAUUUAAGAACAUUCGCAGAGGAAGGUCGGGAGGGGCUUAGCCCCAGCUCAUAACCCUGAUCUUUGUGCUGCUGCUCUGGGUCUGUAUACUCACCAUAGGGUGGGGAGGAAGGUAAAAACGCCCUCCUUUCCUCUUCCUGGUCAGCCGAUAACCAACAUCCCAAGCCACCAAGUCUUCCAUUGCCUCCUGGACGGACAUGGGCAGGAGAAGCGCCCUCCUUUAGAGGGGCAACGUGCACUCCACUGCCUCGCACUGUGGGAGCAGCUCCCCACGGAUGACCCUUGCCGAGGGCACCAUGUCACGACUUCUCGCGACCUUUCCUGGGGCAAAGGGCCAGAAAAGGGAUGCUACUUCACAGGUCUACAAGUGUGCCUCACUUUGCUAAUCCCACCAAGGAAUGUACCAUGUUGGAUCCACCAAAAAGCCACGCAACACAGGGGCACAGCAACGCUCCUCUCCUCAGCUAGUUCUGUGCCUGGAAGACGCACUGCUCCCUUUCCAGUGGAGCGGAAAUCGAGCAUUUGGGGUGUGUGAGGACAGUUGGGCAAGGAUCAAGGCUCCUAAAACUUCAAAGACAGCGCAGUGAGGAAGACGAGGAGCAAAGGUGGCAUCGCAAACGAAGAGCACAACCAUGGAGGGAGCUCGCUCUGUGCUGCGCUCACCUUGGAACCCUGCCAUCUCCCAGCACACUUUCCGGCUCGUGGGCACCUCGGACUGUGAUUUCCUUUGCACAUGAGUUGUGUGUAUAUGUAUAUAUAUCUAUGAUCUGCUCUGCCUCCCUCAGGGUGGGCAGCCUUGUCUGUAUAUCGUGAUGUGCCCAAAGAUUAACUAAAAUGCCGCUUCGGGGCAUUCAUGUAGAUACACAUUACACGUUCACUGCACACGCUGAAUGUUGAAGGCUGGGCAAGUGGGUUGGCUUCCAAACCCAUCGAUGGGACAAUUCUGGGACUUCCGCUCAGGCAGAUGCUAACAGCUGGAUGCAAGGCCUUCUCCUUUUGUGUACCCCGCUACGCUGCGCACAUACCUGCCAAUGUUUGCUAAGUUUGAAAGAGUGCAAUCUACUCUUGCUCCUGACCUUUAGAAAAUCUGGCCGGUAAUAAAAGCAGGGCCAAUAUUUUAAGAUUUGAAUUCCUGCAGAAUUCUGUUAAUCCUAAUGUAUACUACGAGGAAAAAACACUAAAAUGCAUCCAACUGCCAUAUCUUAAGACUGAAAAGUAAAGUCUUUCUUUUUGUUCAA
Messenger RNA from Podarcis raffonei (Aeolian wall lizard), 3937 nucleotides. It is a transcript of the gene ADAM11, whose product is annotated as ADAM metallopeptidase domain 11. The transcript is spliced from 28 exons. The record is from RefSeq and is a predicted model, not a curated record. NCBI's taxonomy places the organism in Eukaryota, Metazoa, Chordata, Lepidosauria, Squamata, Lacertidae. Gene Ontology annotation, biological process: proteolysis. Gene Ontology annotation, molecular function: metalloendopeptidase activity. The coding region runs from base 392 to 2740 and encodes 782 amino acids.